GCCUUCUGCUCAUUAUCAGGACAGACCAUCCACAGCUCCUCAGAAUAUUCCAGACUGAAGAAUCCUCCCAUUAUACAACAGCAUUUUUCUACAACUUUUUUUUUGUCCUGCUUUGGAACUCAAAAUCCACUUUUUUCCCUCAAACCUUUGAAUUUAUCUUCAAAAAUGCUUCCAGAGACACACAAGAGUUUUAGCUAUGACGACUGCAAGGCCACUGCUGACUGGCUGCUGGCGCAGAUAGACAUCCGACCAACUGUGGGCAUCGUGUGCGGCUCCGGCCUCGGAGGGUUGGCCGACCUUUUAAAGGACCAGGUGGCCUUUGACUAUAAGGACAUCCCAAACUUUCCUCAGAGCACCGUGCAUGGACAUGCAGGGAGGCUGGUGUUCGGCACCAUGAAGGGGAGGCCUUGUGUUUGCAUGCAGGGUCGUUUUCAUCUCUAUGAGGGCUAUCCAAUUCAGAAGAUCACUCUGCCAAUGCGUAUCUUCAAGCUGCUUGGGGUUGAGACAGUGAUUAUCACCAAUGCAGCUGGAGGCCUGAACCAAGACUUUAAGGUGGGCGACAUCAUGGUCAUCAAAGACCACAUCAACUUACCCGGGUUUGCUGGAACCAAUCCACUGGUUGGACCAAAUGAUGAAAGGUUUGGCGUGCGGUUCCCCUGCAUGUCUGACGCAUAUGACAGAGAUCUGCAGCAGCUGGCCAUGGAAGUGGGACAGGAGUUGGGGUACGGAGACUUCUUGAAAGAGGGAGUAUACUGCGUACUCGGGGGGCCUUCAUUCGAGACGAUCGCAGAGUGCCGAAUGCUGCAUUUAUUGGGUGCUGAUGCUGUUGGCAUGAGCACUGUCCACGAAGUGAUCGUCGCCCGUCACUGCGGCAUGCGCGUCUUCGCCCUGUCUUUGAUCACCAACUUAGGGGUGAUGGACUACGACAGCGAGGAGAAGGCCAACCACGAGGAAGUCCUCCAAACAGGCAAACAGCGAGCAGAACAAAUGGAGCAGCUAGUUUCCUCUGUAGUGAACCGGAUUGAACCCAACAACAACUACAUCUGAGAACAA
Cyprinodon tularosa is the source of this 1053-nucleotide messenger RNA. RefSeq names its product purine nucleoside phosphorylase 5a (gene pnp5a). Gene Ontology annotation, biological process: nucleoside metabolic process. Bases 166 to 1047 code for a protein of 293 amino acids. Gene Ontology annotation, molecular function: purine-nucleoside phosphorylase activity. Lineage: Eukaryota; Metazoa; Chordata; Actinopteri; Cyprinodontiformes; Cyprinodontidae. Gene Ontology annotation, cellular component: cytoplasm. The transcript is spliced from 6 exons. The record is from RefSeq and is a predicted model, not a curated record.